CGAUAAAGCGGUUUUAAUACAAUUGGAUAAUCAAAUCAAUCUCGUACUCCGUUUCUAGUGAAAGAGCUAUAUCAUUGGCUUGUUCGUGUUAAAGCCGCUUUAUCAGGCAACGUGCCCAUUUCAAUUCUUUCCUCUCUGUGGACACUAAGAGGAUUUUUUUUAGCAAGCCCGUUAUGAAUUCGGUCAGGCUUACGAUAGGGCAGUCGAGUGGUGAUGGAAUGGAGCUUAGUAUAUUCGUACGGACCGCUCCCAAAAAUUCAUGAGGUUUUUCCACCCGACCGGAAUCCAACCCAGGUCUUCCGGAGUGAGAGGUUGUAAGGAGGAAGUGAGUCUCAUCGUCAUUUCCGUGUAUCAAAUUCAAAAUGUCGGAGUUGGAAAUAUGCAAGUUGGCCUACGAGGGACAAACCGGUCGGCUAAAAAGUAAAAUAGAAGAAAACAACGACUUAAUUCGAGCUACGGAUUCGGCGGGAAGGAUUCCUCUUCAUUGGGCCUCUUCUGGAGGUAGAAAAGAUAUUGUGGAUUAUCUUUUGCAGCUGGGCUCUGAAGUAGACGCUAAAGACGAUUCAAAAUGGACUCCUUUGAUAAUAGCAUCGUCAGUUGGUAGAGAAGAUAUUGUUUUAGCAUUAAUUGAAAAAGGUGCUGAUGUUAAUGCUGUGAACCAAAUGGGACAAUGUGCUUUACAUUAUGCUGCCUCCAAAAAUAAAUUUGAGGUUGCAGAAUUAUUAUUAAGAUACAAUGCUAACAUUAAUAUAGGUGAUCACAUGGGUAGUACACCAUUACAUAGAGCAGCUUCUAAAGGAAAUUCUAAAAUAGUAAGAUUAUUUCUUUCACAGAAAAAGUUAGAUCUUCAACCUCAAGACUGUGCAGGAAACACACCAUUACAUUUGGGUUGUGAAGAUAAUCAAGUUGAAAGUGUAUUGCUAUUAAUUGAAGCUGGAGCAUCAUUAGACAUUAUUAAUAAGGAAAAGAAAACACCACUUCAGUUGGCACCAAUUGCACUGAGAAAUCUAAUUCAACAAAAACAAGAAACAGCAAAUAAAUUACACCAUUAGUUUAAUUUCUUUUUAUUAUGGACAAUUUGUUUAAUGAAAAGUAAUAUUGUUACAUGUGAAUGCAAAUUAAACUUUUGAGUAGUUCUUGUUAUAAAUUGUUAUUGGUAUAUUCUUACAAUUUACAUAAACUACAGUGUUCCUAAACCAAAUCUUUUGA
Centruroides sculpturatus (bark scorpion) is the source of this 1209-nucleotide messenger RNA. RefSeq names its product 26S proteasome non-ATPase regulatory subunit 10-like. Gene Ontology annotation, cellular component: nucleus. Lineage: Eukaryota; Metazoa; Arthropoda; Arachnida; Scorpiones; Buthidae. Gene Ontology annotation, molecular function: protein binding. The coding region runs from base 363 to 1052 and encodes 229 amino acids. The record is from RefSeq and is a predicted model, not a curated record. The transcript has 7 exons. Gene Ontology annotation, biological process: regulation of gene expression.